Molecule: messenger RNA, 827 nt
Organism: Styela clava
Lineage: Eukaryota; Metazoa; Chordata; Ascidiacea; Stolidobranchia; Styelidae
Product: glutathione S-transferase 2-like
Biological process (GO): glutathione metabolic process
Molecular function (GO): glutathione transferase activity
Source: RefSeq, a predicted model, not a curated record
AAACUAGGUCAACGACAGAAAGUUAAGAUGGGUAAAUUUACUCUAGCCUAUUGGCCUUCAAGAGGAUUUGCAGAACCAGCAAGAAUGCUAUUAGAAUAUGGCGACGUUGAUUACGAGAACAAACAUAUGGCAAGCAGGGAAGAGUGGGGAGAAAUCAAGCCCAAAUUGGGGAUGGAUUUCCCAAAUUUGCCGUAUAUCAUUGACGGUGAUGUCAAACUUACAGAGAGCUGGGCGAUUUACAGAUAUAUUGGGAAAAAAUUGAAUUUGUUUCCCGCAACUGAUAAAGAAGCUCGGGAUGCAGAUAUGCUUCAAGGUGUAAUCCAAGACACGAGAAUUGGUUUUGCAAGAUAUGCUUAUUCCCCUGACCUAUACCAAAAACUAGAAGAACUUCGCAAAAAUCAAGUGGCAAAAAUUUCUGUGAUGGAAAAAUAUCUGAAAGGAAAGAAAUAUUUGCUUGGUGAAAAGUUGUCUUUUCUCGAUUUUGCAUUGUACGAAGCAUACGAUCAUCAUCGCCUUUUUUUUACUGAUAUUUUCGAUCCAUGUCCCAAUAUUCAACAAUACAUGAAAAGAUUUGAAUCCUUGGAACGAAUCGCCGCUUACUUCAACUCCGACAGAUACAGCAAGUUUCCAGUUAAUGGCCAAAUUGCUUCAUGGGGUGGACAAAAGGAAAACGACAGAAAAUAUUAAAAUUUUGCAUUUACUUUUAGUCGUUCAUCAUCUCAUGUUAUUACACGGACAUUCUCAUUUUCACCCUAGUUGACUUCAUAGUUCAUCUUGCUUAUGUGCAUGUCAGUUCCAAAUUCGGAAUAUUAUAUACAUACACAGUG